CGCGGAGUGGAGAAGCCGGCUUCAGAGCGCUCCCAGCCGGCGCAGCCGAGCAGUGGCCCAGCAGCAGCGCGAGUCCGCCUGGCACUCCGCGGCGCUCCCACUGCGCUCCGAGGCGGUGCGCCGAAGCUCUCGCUCGGACCCGGCUCGCCCUGCGUCUCGGCAGUUCCCCAGCACCAUGCACGUCUCCCGGCUGCUGGCCUGGGCGCUGCUGCUGACGCUCCUCUCUCUCCGACCCGAGGCCAAGCCCGCCGCGCCGCAGAAGCCUCCGCGAAACCCGCCUGGAGAGGAGCUGGCGGGGCUCCUGGCUGCAGCAGGCGGUGACAAGAAGGGAGACAAGGCAGCGGGGGGCGGCGGCGGCGGGGCCAGUGCCAACAAGGGCUCCAACGCGCGGCUACUGCGCGACCUGCGCGUGGACACCCGCUCGAGGGCCGCUUGGGCGCGCCUGCUGCACGACUACCCCAACGCGCGCAAGUACCGAGGCGUCAACAAGAAGGGCCUGUCCAAGGGCUGCUUCGGCCUCAAGCUGGACCGGAUCGGUUCCAUGAGCGGCCUGGGAUGCUAAGGCGGCGACCCCUGGCGGCGGACCGACCGGGCACCACUGGCACGAGUCGCCCAGAGCAUCCUCGGUCACCCGCCCGGAAACAUCUGGAAGCACCUCCAUCACGUGGGGCUUUUCCCUCUCUUCGGGGUUUUGUUUCUGGUACGGGGAGACACCGCCAGCUGUUUGCCUAUUGUCUGGGAGGGGCGUUCUUAUUGUCAUUGGGGCGUUGUGGGUUUUCUCGAAACGAAAAAUAAAAGUUCUAUAUUAUAUAUAUAUAAAGAUUAUAUACACGAAACACACCCUCACCCUGACCCCCACCUUAUGGAGACUCGAAGACAAGAAAUGGUUUUUCCGAGACUGCCGAGGUCAGCAAUAUAGCGAACGUUGCUGUUUGUAAAUUCACGUCCUGCAUAAAUGUAUUUAUGUUGUAAAGCUAUUUAUAUUGUUUAUAAAGAGAUAUUUAUAAAAAUUUUAUUUAUGUAACUAAAUGAAGGGGGUCCAUCAUUGUCAUGUACUUGUCCUCAAUAGCUGGAAACUGUUCAAAACGUCCCGCCAAUCUCUGGACAGCUGUCUUUAUUUAUUCGCCCUCCACGUUUCUUUGGGGAGGACAGGAUGGUGCAUGGGUUCUUUAUUGUUAGAGUUUUAUCGAUGUCCUUAUUUUUUGUAAUGUCUCCAUCAUUUUCUGGUAGAUUGUGGUAGGGUACAAAAAGGGCUGGAUUUGAUGACCCAAAUCAUGGCUCUUCUGUCUUGCCUGUAUGACCUUGGGUAAGUCCUUUCAUCUCAAUUCCCUUAUCUGUAAAAUGAAGGGGAAGGGGUGGAACUAGAUCAUCUCUAAGGAAGAAUGUAAACUCCUUGAGGGCAGGAACUAUUUGAUUGUUGUUUUGUAUCUCCUACACCUAGCUCAAUGCCUGGCACAUAGUAGGAACUUAAUAAAUACUUACUGGAUGAAUAA
Monodelphis domestica (gray short-tailed opossum) is the source of this 1493-nucleotide messenger RNA. RefSeq names its product natriuretic peptide C (gene NPPC). The record is from RefSeq and is a predicted model, not a curated record. Gene Ontology annotation, biological process: cGMP biosynthetic process; receptor guanylyl cyclase signaling pathway. Gene Ontology annotation, molecular function: hormone activity. Lineage: Eukaryota; Metazoa; Chordata; Mammalia; Didelphimorphia; Didelphidae. Gene Ontology annotation, cellular component: extracellular region.